AUGUUCCUCACCGCUACGUUCUUCUUCCUGUACGUGCUGUUCUGCGCCCCCUCGUGGAUAGUGGGUGGAUCCAGAGACGCAGUAGCUCAAUCAGCUCUGAGAUCGUCGGCAUCACCAAAAGAUCGUGGAAUCUCUGACCACGAUGAACUGCGCUUUAAAGAGAUCACCAUCGAGUGUGUCGCCAGGCAGAAAGGCGAAUAUUUCGUGGCUCUACUGUUUGCCAGAUACGGGAAGGACAAUAAAACUAUUCAUAAACAAGAGCUGGUAAAUAUUUUUCAUAAUUUAGGAUUCAGUGAUGAUGUGCCAGGGUUUGGUGAAGUCCACCAACACGAUGUGAGGGAACCUCAGGAAGGAAUUGACCAUGUCAGUGAUGAUAAACUACAUACACAACAUGAUCAUGGAUUGGUGGAACAUAAUUCCAAUUAUUUGCAAGUAAACGGGGCUAAAAAUUCACAUGAUCAAACUUACAUUAAUAAAUUGCAUCAUCAUCAUCAUAAUAUAGAUUUAAGCAAGUGUAACAUUAACAGUCACGAAAAGGUUGCAAUAGAAGCCAAACACGAUUACAAAACUCAGUCAAAACAUCGGCAUGAAGAUGACGAAAACGUAAAUUCAGGGGUUACUAGUCAUGUAGAUACUGGAAACACGCCAACUCAUGAACAUCAUUCAAGUCUUAACAGCACUCACAAUUUAAAACCAGAAUUUAGACCUAAACCCGACAGUGAGGACGCCAAAGAUGAAGAUAGAACCGCGACUCGGUCUGGUGGUAAAAAACGCAAGGGAAAAGCUGAUCGUCGUGUGAAGAAAAUACGGAAAGAAAAGAAUAAAAAGAGCAAGAAAGGACCGAAGAAAGAAAAGAAGAGCGAGAAAGAAAAGGAAAUCCAAAGGCGAGACAAGAGAGAUGUGGCAGGAGAAAUCCAACAUUCUUAUGACACUCAAGCUGAGUGCAUGACAGUUCAAGAACUACUUCAAGUUUUCGAUCUGGAACACAAAGAUAAGAUAACUGUAACUGACUUCCUGUACAUAUCUCCCGCCAUUAUCUACCAACUGGAUGCGAAGAACUGUUCACAUAUUACCCACAACGCUCUAGAUAGUUCAGUCCACGGGCAUUCACAUAUGCACAAUUCUGCUAAAAGUGGCGGCAAUAUUCCAGCAAAAGUAUGGGGUUACAGCUUCGUUGCCGUGUUUAUCAUCAGUCUGGUCGGGUUGCUAGGCGUGGCAAUCAUCCCGGUGAUGCAGAAAGUCUUCUACAACCAUCUCCUGCAGUUCCUCGUCGCCCUCGCUGUGGGGGCGCUCACAGGCGACGCCCUGCUUCAUCUUCUACCUCAUGCCCUGGGGAGCGCCGAGUCACACCACGACAUCACCGCCGUGUGGAAAGGCUUGUGCGGUCUGUUGGGCAUCUACUUCUUCUUCACGAUGGAACGAGUCCUCUUCAUCAUCACCGAAAACAAACGCAGACGCAAAGCUAAGUAUGGAAUUAAACCCGAUCCGAAAUCUAGGGAAGAAGUGAUGAUGAUGGGACAUUCAGACAAACCAUUAAAAAUUACUGCAGAUGAACAACUAAAUAUUGUUACCAAAGUUACGGUAAAGGAUAACAAUCCGCCAAAAGGUCACGGUCACUUAGGUCACACCCAUGCCGAUGGUAAGAUGCCGAAGUCCAUAGCAACGAUCGCGUGGAUGGUGAUCAUGGGCGACGGCAUCCACAACUUCAGCGACGGCCUCGCCAUCGGGGCAGCGUUCGCGGACAGCAUCACCGGCGGGUUUAGUACAACCAUCGCAGUCUUCUGCCAUGAACUGCCGCAUGAAAUUGGAGAUUUCGCCGUGUUGCUGCGGUCGGGGAUGUCCGUGAAACAAGCUAUCAUCUACAACGUCGUGUCCUCCGUACUCUGUUUCAUCGGUGUCGCCGUCGGCGUUGCCCUUGGCAACAUCAGUGACAUGUCGCUGUGGAUUUUCGCCUGUGUCGGUGGAUUGUUCGUGUACAUAGCCUUGGUCGACAUGCUCCCGGAAAUGACGAAUAAAGAACAUGGUGGAAUCACGUUCGGCCAUCUUUUCCUCCAGUGUUGCGGGAUGGUCACGGGGUCCGGCAUCAUGCUGCUGAUAGCCGUCUUCGAGGAGGACCUGCUCCACGCCCUCCACUGACCAGCAUUCCACUGACCAGCACUCCUUCUGUCCAGUUUACAAGACCUUCUCGUCCCAGUGUUCCCACCCCUCUGUUCCGCUGAACAAUACGGACAAGCGGCCACCUCUGGUAAAAAAUGGGACUCGCUAAAUGCCGGACAUUAGAUUUAGACUGAAUGUUACUGCACUCCAGCUCGACGAAUGCAUGGGUGAUUGGGUGCCGGGCAUUGGAAGUGUGGCAGUAAUUGGGAUGUGAUACAAGACAACAUUAAUUACUUUGUGUGAACUGAUAUAGACAGUUAUUAUUAUUUUAGCUAGUAGGCAAGUACUGAAUCCAUCCAGAUAUUUAAUAGUUUUAAUUCUGAAGAAGAUUAAAAUACUUGUGGUGGCAAUAGAAAAAUAAUUGGUCUACGGUCAUAGAGGGUCUUUUCCAGGUAGAACAAGGGACGCUUUUAAUAAACUGUAGAAAAGGUUUAACCCUUUCUGCGGUUUUAAACUGUAGAAAAGGUUUAACCCUUUCUCCAAUGGGUACGGCUUUGGCUACCUCAUUUAGUAACCAAUAAAGGCUACUAACCCCCUUUUGUUGUAUAAAAAGGGAUAAUUAUAUAUAUAUAUAUAUAUAUAUAUAUAUAUACAGUGGACUCUGUCUAAACCGGACUCACUUCGUACCAUCGAAAUAGUCCGGUUUACAUAGAGGACCGUUUUAGACAGAGUUUCACCCAGAGUUAUGGUUCUUGAAUGAUCGACAAUGACAUUUGAUCCCAUGUUUUGACUGCGGAUUUGAAUCAAAUUCUUGUAUUAAUUUGACUUUAGUUUCUAACGAAAGUUCGAUACGUUGCCGUUUUGGGGAUCGUUCCGCCAUUAUAAAUGAAAUAAGAUAACACAAAAUAUACGAGCGAUUCGCACCUAUUUAUACAUGCGUUAGGUUAAGUAUAACUCGCCGAAUUCAUAAGUGUGUAAUCAGUUAGGUAUCAGAACAGAACAGAACAGAACUUUAUUACACUCGUGGCCAUCGUUCGAUGGCAUCAGAGGAAUACAUAAAUAACAUAGCAUAAACAACAUCAAGAUGACAAUAUCUGAAUAAAAACGAAUAAAACAUAUAUACACAAUAGAAGUCUUAGGAGGAGCAGAAUUGUUUGUUGAUAAUAACAAUAAAUUUACACAAUUUCUUAAGGGUGCUAAUAUUUUUACAACUGAACAGCUUUUUAAAUUUAUAUAUAUUUGGUCUAUUUAUGUAGUACUUUUUAAUAUAUUUAGCCCUUUCCGCUGUAAAUUUUGCACAGAUAAAUAAAUAAUGAAACUCAUCCCCAACAUCGUUUGUAGUACAAUAUAUACAUUUUCUAUUUUCAUAUAAUAUGUUCCUCCACCACACACACACUAAUAUUAAUCCGAUUGAUCUAACGACCUACCGCAAUAAGAGUCAACUUCACACGUGUGCGAUUACAUUUUGUAUUUGGCGUCCUGAUUACUUGGCAAUUGACGAUCAUUGUUCAACUAAUUAAGCAGCCCGUCGUUCAGUCAAAUCUCAAUCCGGUGUAGACAGAGGUAA
Molecule: messenger RNA, 3664 nt
Organism: Gigantopelta aegis
Lineage: Eukaryota; Metazoa; Mollusca; Gastropoda; Neomphalida; Peltospiridae
Product: zinc transporter ZIP10-like
Exons: 8
Coding region: 1-2136 (711 amino acids)
Biological process (GO): zinc ion import across plasma membrane; intracellular zinc ion homeostasis
Cellular component (GO): membrane
Molecular function (GO): zinc ion transmembrane transporter activity
Source: RefSeq, a predicted model, not a curated record